GUCGUGGGUUCCCGAAACUGCUCAGCCGACCGCCUCCCCUGGCCAGGGCCAGACCCCGGAGCCCCACGGUCCCGGGCGGCCUGCUUUACCGGCGUUUCCUUCUGGAAGCGUGGGAAGCCCACGUGCUCAGGGGUGGGCACAGUUGCUGUGCGGCUCCCGCGGGUGCUAAGCCAACCCCCAGACUCACACCCGGACGGCUGGCAGCUCCUAGUCCUCCGCACUGGGCCCGGGUGCCGGACAAAGGCCACCCCGACCCUGCCGGCUGCAGGUGGCAGCCACUGGCCGUGACGGAGGCUGACGGCUGGGAGCAAGCCACCCUCCGGGCUGGGUGCAGAAAAGAUGUCCCAGCCGACCUCCACAGAUGAGGGGGCCACAUUCGAGCAUCUCUGGAGCUCCCUGGAACCAGACAGCACCUACUUUGACCUUCCCCAGUCCAGCCAAGGAAACAACGAGGUGGUGGGCGGCCCAGAGGCUGGCAUGGACGUCUACCACCUGCAGGGCAUGACCACGCCUGUCAUGUCCCAGUUCAAUCUGCUGAGCAGCACCAUGGACCAGAUGAGCGGCCGCGCGGCCUCGGCCAGCCCCUACACCCCGGAGCACACGGCCAGUGUGCCCACCCACUCGCCCUACGCGCAGCCCAGCUCCACCUUCGACACCAUGUCGCCCGCACCAGCCAUCCCCUCCAACACCGACUACCCCGGCCCCCACCACUUUGACGUCACCUUCCAGCAGUCCAGCACGGCCAAGUCAGCCACCUGGACGGGCACGGUACCUCCAGAUCCUGAGAGUCCCAGGCUCCUGCUCUCUUGUGUGGGACCUGGCUCUACGAUGUGGUGGGACAGGCUGACUGGCUCCCGAGGGGUGUCCCCGCCAGCGCCACACCCACCUCUCCAGUACUCCCCACUGCUGAAGAAGCUCUACUGCCAGAUCGCCAAGACCUGCCCCAUCCAGAUCAAGGUGUCCACCCCGCCGCCCCCGGGCACCAUCAUCCGGGCCAUGCCCGUCUACAAGAAGGCGGAGCACGUGACCGAGGUCGUGAAGCGCUGCCCCAACCAUGAGCUCGGGCGGGACUUCAACGAGGGACAGUCUGCUCCGGCCAGCCACCUCAUCCGCGUGGAGGGCAACAGCCUCUCCCAGUACGUGGACGACCCCGUCACGGGCAGGCAGAGCGUCAUGGUUCCCUACGAGCCCCCGCAGGUGGGGACAGAAUUCACGACCAUCCUGUACAACUUCAUGUGCAACAGCAGCUGUGUGGGGGGCAUGAACCGACGACCCAUCCUCAUCAUCAUCACGCUGGAGACCCGGGACGGACAGGUGCUGGGCCGCCGGUCCUUCGAGGGCCGCAUCUGCGCCUGUCCUGGCCGAGACCGCAAGGCUGACGAAGACCACUUCCGGGAGCAGCAGGCCCUGAGCGAGAGCACCACCAAGAACGGCGCCACCAGCAAGCGCGCCUUUAAACAGAGCCCCCCUGCCGUCCCUGCCCUGGGCACCAACGUGAAGAAGAGGAGGCAGGGGGACGAGGACAUGUACUACAUGCACGUGCGGGGCCGGGAGAACUUCGAGAUCCUGAUGAAGGUGAAGGAGAGCCUGGAGCUGACGGAGCUGGUUCCGCAGCAGCUGGUGGACGCGUAUCGGCAGCAACAGCAGCUUCUGCCUCGGCCGAGCCACCUGCAGCCAGCGCCCUAUGGGCCCGUCCUGUCACCCAUGAACAAAGCGCACGGAGGCGUCAACAAGCUGCCCUCCGUCAACCAGCUGGUGGGUCAGCCGCCCCCGCACGGCUCAGCGGCCGGGCCCAACCUGGGGCCCAUGGGCCCCGGGAUUCUCAACAACCAUGGCCACACCCUGCCGACCGACAGUGAGAUGAAUGGCAGCCACAGUGCCCAGUCCAUGGUCUCGGGGUCCCACUGCACCCCACCACCCCCCUACCACGCUGACCCCAGUCUGGUCAGUUUCCUGACGGGACUGGGGUGUCCGAACUGCAUUGAGUACUUCACGUCCCAGGGCCUGCAGAGCGUCUACCACCUGCAGAACCUCACCGUCGAGGAUCUCGGCGCCCUGAAGAUCCCGGACCAGUACCGCAUGACCAUCUGGAGGGGCCUGCAGGCCCUGAAGCAGAGCCACGACUGCGGCGCCCAGCAGCUGAUCCGCUCUAGCAGCAACGCCUCCGCCAUCUCCAUCGGCAGCUCCGGGGAGCUGCAGCGGCAGCGGGUCAUGGAGGCCGUGCACUUCCGCGUGCGCCACACCAUCACCAUCCCCAACCGCGGGGGCCCGGGCGGGGGCGCGGGGCCUGACGAGUGGGCCGACUUUGGCUUCGACCUCCCGGACUGCAAGUCCCGAAAACAGUCCAUCAAAGAGGAGUUCACGGAGAGCGAGAUUCACUGAGGAGCCGGGCUCUGCAGGAGGGCGGGCGCCCGCCGAGGGCACAGCGCAGGGCCAGCGGCGGCCCUGGCCUGGACUCCCCGGGAAGCCUGGCUUUGUCUCCUCUUGCUUUUGUCCAAGACUGCCUGUGGAGGCCGGCCCGCAGGAAAGGACGAGGCCCACCCCGCAGCACCCUGGACAGCGGGCGUGACGUGCCGGGGCGGGACCUGUGCCCUGGGUGCUCCCGAGGGCUGGCGUCACCCACCAUGGGCCUCGUCCUCCUUAGGGCUCUGCGGCUCCCCAGCGGGAUCCUUCAGGACACGAGGAUCCCCUCUGCUGAUGGACUGCCAAAGUAUUUUUCGAUGUCUUUUGAGCGGCUCCAGGAUUGUAUCUAAAACGUGUUUAUUUUGGGUCGAUGCUUCAGACCCUGUCUCUGCCCAAGGCUGGGUCCCUCUGCCAGACUGGAGUGUCAGUCUGUCCCUCGCUCUUCAAACCAGCUACCUUCCACCUCCUGCCCAAAGAGGAAAACCAGAAC
This is a messenger RNA of Lutra lutra (Eurasian river otter), 2893 nucleotides long. It is a transcript of the gene TP73, whose product is annotated as tumor protein p73. Gene Ontology annotation, biological process: apoptotic process; regulation of transcription by RNA polymerase II; protein tetramerization. Bases 340 to 2382 code for a protein of 680 amino acids. The transcript is spliced from 15 exons. Gene Ontology annotation, cellular component: nucleus. NCBI's taxonomy places the organism in Eukaryota, Metazoa, Chordata, Mammalia, Carnivora, Mustelidae. The record is from RefSeq and is a predicted model, not a curated record. Gene Ontology annotation, molecular function: RNA polymerase II cis-regulatory region sequence-specific DNA binding; DNA-binding transcription factor activity, RNA polymerase II-specific; protein binding.